GGUCAGGGCACCUAUCUACAGAACGGGGAAUAAUAGCGCCUUUCCCUCAAGACAGCAGGAAAAUGGUAUUUCCCGGAAGUGACUUCACGGCCGCCAAGAGCGACUUCUGAGCCUACCGGAAGUGACGGCGGAGGCCGGUGGGGCCUUCGACUGUGGAGGGCACCGCCGCGACGAUGGGCCGCGAAUUUGGGAACCUGACGCGGAUGCGGCAUGUGAUCACCUACAGCUUGUCGCCCUUCGAACAGCGCGCCUUCCCUCACUACUUCAGCAAGGGCAUCCCCAACGUGGUGCGCCGCACUCGGGCGUCCAUCCUGCGGGCCGCGCCCCCAUUUGUAGUGUUUUAUCUUGUCUACACAUGGGGGAACCAAGAGUUUGAGAAAUCCAAGAGGAAGAAUCCAGCUGACUAUGAAAAUGACAAGUGAGCAGUUCACCUGGCUGAUGGUUCCCUGUCCCUGAAAGAUCUUUCUCUGGGAGAGGAAUCUGCAUUGUAGUGUCCUGAAGACACAAUAAACUUCUUAUGGACUGCGUUGUUGUGGUGUUGCAUUUUUGUGAGCAGAAUGCUUGGUCUGAUUGCCAAUAUUCAAAUUCAUGAAGCUCCACUCUCUAGCAUGAGAUCUGACGAUUUUGGCUAGUUUUGGGGGGUUGGUGAAGAAGCGGGGCU
Molecule: messenger RNA, 661 nt
Organism: Trichechus manatus latirostris (Florida manatee)
Lineage: Eukaryota; Metazoa; Chordata; Mammalia; Sirenia; Trichechidae
Product: cytochrome b-c1 complex subunit 8
Exons: 3
Coding region: 174-422 (82 amino acids)
Biological process (GO): mitochondrial electron transport, ubiquinol to cytochrome c
Source: RefSeq, a predicted model, not a curated record